This is a messenger RNA of Mytilus trossulus (common blue mussel), 1463 nucleotides long. RefSeq lists its product as uncharacterized. The record is from RefSeq and is a predicted model, not a curated record. Bases 138 to 1052 code for a protein of 304 amino acids. The transcript is spliced from 6 exons. NCBI's taxonomy places the organism in Eukaryota, Metazoa, Mollusca, Bivalvia, Mytilida, Mytilidae.
AAAAUCAAGUCCAGGUAGAACUGCGUCAUAUAUCGAUCGAGGAAGUAUUUCACUGACAACAACAUCUUACUUUGUUAUUAUUGACAGUGUAGUGUUAUCAUAAACUAAGGUUCAUCUGAUAACACAGACAGAAAAGAAUGUCAACAACGACUGCAAAUAUUCCGAUGUCCACCCAAUAUAUGCCACAAAUGGUGGGAAUCCAACAGGCUCCACCUGUUGGACGACAACACCAAGCAUUUCCAGUGAGAACAUUUAAGGUGUUUGGUGGUGUACAGAUUGGUCUUGGUCUUCUUCUUGGUCUACUUAGUUUGAUUGGAGUGAUUUUGGAUAUUAUUUCAUGGAACAAAUACGACGACUGUAUCAACAACUAUAUGUAUACUCAUUACGACCCUUACAACAGUGGCAGUUAUUAUUAUAAUAGUUAUUGGUUUUGUCGUCGGUAUAAUGAUGUGCACGCACUAUUUGCAUUUGACAUAACUUGCCUUAUAUGUUCUGGAUGGUAUGUUGUUACUGGAUUUCUGCCCAUGUGUAUGUCACGGAAGAGGGAGGCAAGCUGGAUAUGUCUGAAAACCGGAUUUAUGGUGUGUAGCAUAAUUGGAGCGUCAAUUUUCGUUCCGACUAUGUUCAGUCUUGGAGUGGUUGGUUCAGUUAUAAGAGGAAAUAAUGAUUCGAAAACUGUGAUUUUGUCAGCAUUCAUGGCUGUGCUGUCCUUUGCAGAAGUAGUAGUGGCCAUCAUUGCUGCUGCAUUCUGUUGUUGCUGCUCCGCGUGGGGGAACUCAAACCAGCAGGGAGUUGUAAUCAUGCAAGGCACACAACCAGGAAUGUUUCUUAACCUACAACAGACUCAGAUUCCUAUGGCAAACAGUUACCAGGUCAUGAUGGGUACUGGACAACAAGCUAACCCAAUAGUUCAAUAUCCUACAGCGCAACAGUAUCAAGUAAUGACAACAACUCAACCUACAGAACAGCAGGCUCAAGCUGUUGGUGGUACACAACCAGAACCGAACGGUGGACAGGUUUUUAAUACCAACCCACCAGCCUACAAAGAAUAAUGGACAGAUUUUUGAUACCAAUCCACCAGCCUACAAAGAAUAAAGGAAAUAUAAUCAUCCCUUUCUUGCCAUUGUGUUUGUUUGUUGUGAAUAUCAAAGACUAUAAAUCUUCAUAUUUUUACUAACGCUGGUACACGAUUAUGUAUAUAUAAAAAAGAGCUUUGAAUUACUUUGCCUUUUUAACCUAGUAAACCAUUUUAUAUAUGCAGCCAUAAGGCUAUGAAAAGUUUUCGCUUUUAACUAGCUAAACAUACUUAUAAAGUGUGAUCUUAAUUUUUUUUAUUUUAGUAUCAUUGAAGACAAUCAUUAUCACUAUCCAGAUAGAAAAAAGAAUCUCUAUAUUGUUUGUUAAUGUCAUUUAUAUGUUUAUAUAUAACUUUAGUGUCUAUAAUAAAGUUUGUACGAUUGAAA